AGAUCCAGGGAGCUGGUGGGAGGCAGAAGCUCAGCUGAGAGCGGAGCAGUACAUAAGGAGCUCAUGAGCUCUGGCUCAGCAAUGUGCGAGGCACUCACGCACUGAGAAGGGAGUGCCUGCCAGGUUGUACUUGACUUUUCCUCGGGAAGAGCACGGCUGCUGGAGUCUGGCAUCAGGAGAGAAGACGGCUCAAACGCUCUAGCUCACCCUACGCGCCUUCUUGCAAAGGAGCUUCAGAACUUGGAGAUUUCAUACAAUUGAAGACAAAAUGAAGGCUUUCUGGACUUUCCUGGUGGUCUUGCUGCUGGCACAUGAGACAGCCACUGCUCAUAUGUCUCGAACACGGAGAGAGCUGGCCCCGGGAUUACAUGAACGGGGGAUUCGAGAUGCAGGGGGCUCGUACUGCGAACGCCAGGAUGCCUGCUGCCCAGGGAGGAACGAUGCUUGCACAGUGCCUUACCUUGAUACCAUUUGCUACUGUGACCUGUUCUGCAACCGCACCAUCUCAGACUGCUGUCCUGAUUUUUGGGAGUACUGCUUGGGCAUUGAACCCCCAUUUGUUGUCCACAAGGGCUGCAUCCGCAGUGGGCACAGAUUUCCAACAGGUGCAACCUAUAGAGAUAACUGCAACCUCUGCACUUGCAGUGGGAAUGGGCAAUGGGUCUGUGAAAACCACGCCUGCCUCAUGAAUGGGGAACUGAUUGAUGCUGUCAACAGAGGGAAUUAUGGCUGGAGAGCAUCAAACUACAGCCAGUUCUGGGGCAUGACUCUGGAAGAAGGGAUCCAGCACCGACUAGGCACCGUCAAGCCUCCCACUUCCGUCAUGAAUAUGAAUGAGCUGCAUAUGAGCAUGGAUGCCAAUGAGGCCCUUCCGCUUCGUUUCAACGCUGCUGAGAAAUGGUCUGGAAUGAUCCACGAGCCCCUGGAUCAGGGCAACUGUGCCGGCUCCUGGGCCUUUUCCACUGCAGCGGUGGCCUCAGAUCGAAUCUCCAUCCACUCCAUGGGGCACAUGACACCUGCCCUAUCCCCCCAGAACCUCCUUUCCUGUAACACCCGCCACCAGCAAGGUUGCAAUGGGGGCCGGAUUGAUGGGGCUUGGUGGUUCCUGCGCAGGAGAGGGGUGGUGACAGAUGAAUGCUAUCCUUUCAACAACCAGGACAAAGAGAGCUCUUCAGCACCCCCUCCUUGCAUGAUGCACAGCCGAGGCACAGGCCGAGGGAAGAGACAAGCCACAGCACGAUGCCCAAACCCCUGGGUACACUCAAAUGACAUCUACCAGUCCACCCCUGCAUAUCGACUCUCCUCGAACGAGAAGGAAAUCAUGAAAGAGCUCAUGGAAAAUGGACCUGUGCAAGCCAUCAUGGAGGUGCAUGAAGACUUUUUCAUGUACAGGAGUGGAGUUUAUCGGCAUACACCUGUAGCAGCUGGGAAGUUAGAGCAGUACCGACGGCAUGGCACCCAUUCUGUCAAAAUCACAGGGUGGGGAGAAGAACGAACACCUGAUGGGCAAAACCAGAAAUACUGGAUUGCUGCUAAUUCCUGGGGAAAGCACUGGGGCGAACAUGGUUACUUCCGCAUUGCCCGUGGCACAAACGAGUGUGAGAUAGAGGCCUUUGUAGUGGGUGUCUGGGGCCGUGUUGGAAUGGAGGACAUGCACCACAAAAAGUGAAAAGGGACCCACCCUGUGUUAGCUCACCAGCACAGAUUUCUUUCCUUCUGUAACCCCUGCCCACCACCUUCUCCCUAAAGUCUUGAGAUCCGCCACACAGCUGAUUCUCACCUUCAUGUCUGUCUCCAAAGCAAAUCAGCACAAUCUGAUUUCUACACAGGACUUUGUGAGGCCUAGAACUGCCUUUGAGGCCUUGGACUUGUCAGGGACUUCAGCUGGAUGCUCCUUGAGAACUCAAAAAGCUGUAACUGAGGGUAUUCCUGGAAACCUUGGAAAGGAUCAAGAAAGGUCCUCAUAUCUGACCCCUCAUCCCAGAGCAGGAACUAACAGAUCAGGAGUGAACCAGGAAUGCCAUGGACAAAAUGGCUUGAAGACUGGGUAAGUGCAAGAUGCCUCAAGCAGCCAGGCCAAGUCAAACUCCAUGCUUCAAGGAAGGGGAACUCAGCCUCUCUCAUUCCUGUGGUUUCCAGAACUUUCUUCCAUACCUCACCAGUUCUUUGCAGGAGACAUUUUGGAACUACAGCAUCCUCAAACCUGGCCUUUCACCAUGGCUGCCUCUUUUAUGGAGACCUUUCCCUGGCAAUGAAACCAGAGUCGGCAGCUUCUCACAACAAACCUUUCUGACCUCAAGUAGGGUGGGCUAGCCUACUAGCUGCCCUCCCUCACACAUGUACACAAGCCAGUCCCUAUGGAGACCACAGGAGACCUAGCAGGCCUCAAAGCUGCCUAGCAUAAAUUUUCACUCUCUGA
This is a messenger RNA of Heteronotia binoei (common prickly gecko), 2419 nucleotides long. It is a transcript of the gene TINAGL1, whose product is annotated as tubulointerstitial nephritis antigen like 1. Gene Ontology annotation, cellular component: lysosome. Gene Ontology annotation, biological process: proteolysis. The coding region runs from base 269 to 1669 and encodes 466 amino acids. Gene Ontology annotation, molecular function: peptidase inhibitor activity; cysteine-type peptidase activity. The record is from RefSeq and is a predicted model, not a curated record. The transcript is spliced from 12 exons. NCBI's taxonomy places the organism in Eukaryota, Metazoa, Chordata, Lepidosauria, Squamata, Gekkonidae.